Messenger RNA from Lathyrus sativus (Indian pea), 1146 nucleotides. Lineage: Eukaryota; Viridiplantae; Streptophyta; Magnoliopsida; Fabales; Fabaceae. The record is from the annotation of a GenBank genome assembly.
AUGGCUCUCAAAGCCGUCCACGUCUCCGACGUUCCCUCCCUCGACCUCGUCCCGGAGAAUCCCUCCCUCUCCCUCCUCAACCGUUUCCCCAACGGUUUGGAGAUGAACAAUGGAGGAUUCAAAUUGCCGAAGUUCGUUGUGAUCGGACACAGAGGAAACGGUAUGAAUGUUAUUCAAUCUUCUGACCGGAGAAUGAGAGCCAUCAAAGAAAACUCCAUCAUGUCUUUCAACGCCGCUUCUUCUUUUCCUCUUGAUUUCAUUGAAUUCGACGUUCAGGUCACCAAAGAUGACUGCCCAGUCAUUUUCCAUGAUGAUUACAUCUACUCUCAGGAAAAUGGUAAUGUGUUUGGGAAGAGGAUACCUGAGUUGUAUUUAUCUGAGUUUCUUUCCUAUGGGCUUCAAAGAGAGGAUGGAACGGAAGGAAAAGCUUUGGUAAGAAAAACAAAAGAUGGAAGGAUAUGUAAUUGGGAAGUUGAACAAGAUGACACACUUUGUACCCUUCAAGAAGCUUUUCUCAAGGUUGAACCUUCUUUGGGUUUUAACAUUGAGUUGAAAUUUGAUGACCAUAUUGUUUAUGAACAAGCUUAUCUCAUUCAUGUCCUUCAAACCAUCUUAAAGAUUGUUAUGGAUUAUGCCAAGGAUAGGCCUAUUAUAUUCUCUACUUUUCAACCUGAUGCUGCUAUACUUGUUAGGGAAUUGCAAAGAACUUACCCUGUUUUCUUUUUGACUAAUGGAGGGUGUGAAUUCUAUGAAGAUUCGAGGAGAAACUCCUUGGAAGAAGCUUUAAAGCUCUGUUUGGAAAAUGGAUUGGAAGGAAUAGUCUCUGAGAUUAAAGGAAUUUUUAGAAAUCCAGGAGCAGUAAGCAAGAUCAAGGAGUCCAAUCUUUCUCUUUUAACAUAUGGAAAAUUGAAUAAUGUUCCAGAAGCGGUAUACAUGCAGCACCUAAUGGGAAUUGAUGGGGUGAUAGUAGAUUUUGUGCAAGAGAUAACAGAAGCAGUUGCAGAUAUGAUGAAACCAUCAAAAAUGGGUGAGGAAGAGGGAUUGAGUGAGGGAAAUGAGAAGGUGGAAGGGAAGUCAAAGCCUCAAUUUUCACAGCUUGAGCUGUCUUUUCUUUACAAGCUCAUUCCACAAUUGCUUUUGUUAUAA